Messenger RNA from Fusarium vanettenii 77-13-4, 1596 nucleotides. RefSeq lists its product as uncharacterized. NCBI's taxonomy places the organism in Eukaryota, Fungi, Ascomycota, Sordariomycetes, Hypocreales, Nectriaceae. The transcript has 5 exons. The record is from RefSeq and is a predicted model, not a curated record. The annotation marks the transcript as partial.
AAGCUUUCACGUGAGCAGGCAGGCCACCUGAGGCACUUUUACAACUUGACGAAGCAGAAAGACGGCGAAUGGCGCCAUAUGGGGAGUCAAGAGCCAGGCCAGGAAUGGCUUGACGCUUACCGCUACCAACUAGCAAUCAUGACCUACGCCGCGGGAGCCGCUCAUUAUCACCACCUGCCUCUUUUGAGAUCUACCUUCAAGUCUUUGAUAGACAUGCUGAUCCAUAAGAUGCUGCUUCGGGACGUAUGGGGCUAUUGGUUUCUGACUAGCCACAGCGGCAAGCGACUGGACCCCGAUCUUCAACAGCUUAGACAACCUUGGGCAGACCCUGUUGUUCGAGAAAACAUCAUGUACUCCGGACAUUUGCUCCUGAUGAUUUCGCUCUACACCAUGCUCUUCAAUGACGACAAGUACAACGUGGACAGCGCACUCACAUUUAAUUGGAAUCCCAUUUUCUGGGGCAUGGGGCCAGAAAAGUUCUCCUAUAGUAGACAGUCUCUCCAGGCCGCCAUUCUAAAGGAAAUGGAGCGUGAGAACUGGAUGGGAGUCUGUUGCGAGCCCAACGCCAUCUUCGUCGUUUGCAACCAGUUUCCACUGAUCGCACUGAGUUAUAACGAUGUGAGAGAUAACACGGACAUCUCCUCAGAUGCCCUGGCAAAAUAUCAGGCAGCAUGGAAAGCGAAGGGCAUGGUCCAAAACAAUGGGUUGUUUUGCGACAGUUUUAACCCCAACCAGGGCAGUAAGACUGCUGGUUACGAGGUUGCUUUUACGUCUUGGGCUCUGGCAUUCAUGAAUUCGUGGAACCAUGAAGCUGUCAGUAAGAUUUGUGCGAAUCUAGCUCCUGGCUUUCUUGCCAAGCCGUCGCUCGAAAAUCAUGUCAUCGUUCCACACCCCAGGGUAUCACUCAAAAUCAGAGAACUGGUAUCGACACAGGGAAUGCAAGCUAUGGAUCCUGCCACCUUUGCAAAGGCAUCAGAGAUGGUGUCCGAAGACGAGCUGUCACUAGUACGCUCACCAUUCGCAAAGCCCAACUUCGCAUGCGCGAUGAUGUGGGUGUCUGAGCUUGGUGAUCGUUCCCUACUAGACGGCAUGCUGUCAUACGCAGAUGCAACUCUCAACCCGACCUGGGAGGAGGGAGGCUUAUUCUAUCCCACUAAAAGGUCGGCAACACCAUUCGACUACAGGUCUCCAGAUAUUGACGCUGUCACUGGCAAUGCCGGCAUCGCGUAUGGUCGCCUUAACGUCUUUGACGGACAACACAAGAUGUACGAGAAUCCUUGGACCGACCAGCAUUUUGCCGCUUAUCCUUUCGUGUCCAACGUGGAUCUUUCAAGUGGUGUGGACUUCUUGCGCGGCAAUUGGGAUGCUGAUUUAAAGGCGCUGGCGGUUACUAUGCGAUCAUGGGAUGGGCAAACCAAAAGGUCAAGGCUUAGGAUCCAGCUUUGCUUUUCUGGACUUGGUGAAGGAAGUUAUGGACUUUACCAGAACAACCAGCUCCGUGAGGUAUAUGAUGUUGGGGGAAGAGAUGCAAUGAUUCAGGUCGAUCUGGAAAUUUCCGGCGAUGAGAUGGAUGUUAUUCUUAAGCAGAGGCAGUAG